AUGAGAGGAAUGAGUAUGUCGUCGGGUUCACCAGCCAAAUAUGAACUUGAUGAUCCAAUUUAUUUGGCGCCGAGAUGGUGGGAUGUGAGAACGUGGAGUAAGAAGACGUUGGCGAUAGUUGGGAUGGGAUUUGUUAUGUUGAUCAUCGUGGUGGUGGUCAUUGCUGUGGAAGUUUCGAAGAAGAAUGCUUAUCCAAAUUACUCGCAAUUAACCUAUUCACUGAAGGAUACUUACUCGGGAGCUGACUUCUUCGAUAAUUUCGAUUAUUUCAAUACCUACGACCCAUCGGCCGGGUUCGUUCAUUAUGUUGACUCCAAAGUGGCUGCUCAGUAUAAUCUGACGUAUGCUUCAUCAAGUUCCGCGAUUAUGAGAGUCGACACAUCUGUCACAGCUGAUAGCAAUCCAGAUGCAUCCACUGGUCGUUUCUCGGUUCGAAUUGAGUCCAAGACACAAUACACCGACGGUCUGUUCAUCUUCGAUAUCGUUCACACACCUAUUGGUUGUGGUACAUGGCCUGCACUCUGGCUCAGCGAUCCCAACAAUUGGCCAACAAAUGGAGAGAUUGAUAUCAUGGAGGCUGUCAAUGUUGUGAGCUCCACAAAGAACCAAAUGACGCUCCAUACUACGUCCGGCUGCUCCAUGGACGUCAAGCGUAAAGAGGCUGGAAGUGCCAUUCAAACUUCAUGCUUAAACAGCACAAAUGGCAAUGCCGGUUGUGGUGUAUAUGAUUCCUCAGGGUCCUUUGGCACGGGGUUUAACUCUGCUGGAGGCGGUGUUAUGGCCAUGGAGCUACGUACCGCAGGUAUUCGUAUGUGGCAAUUCGGACGAGAUACAAUUCCAACCGAUAUCUCAUCUGGUAGCCCAGACCCAUCGACAUGGUCGAAGGCCACUGCCGAUUUCCCCAACACGGACUGUAACAUUGGCAACCACUUCAAGAACCAGAGUAUUAUUGUGAACAUCGAUUUGUGUGGAAGUUGGGCAGGCACCCAGAGUGUAUAUGAUGUCGAUUGUCCUGGUACUUGUACUGACUAUGUUGCUAAUAAUGCAACGGCAUUCACAAAUGCUUAUUGGGAAUUCAAUAACUUCACCGUAUAUCAGUCUUCAUCAUCUUGA
Molecule: messenger RNA, 1113 nt
Organism: Sclerotinia borealis F-4128
Lineage: Eukaryota; Fungi; Ascomycota; Leotiomycetes; Helotiales; Sclerotiniaceae
Source: the annotation of a GenBank genome assembly